AUGGCCAACACAGGAUCUUUCAUUUCUCAUGCUCUUCUUAUGGAUGUCCCCUUUUUUGCCAUCUUGAAGCCUGUGGUGCCUGCCAGGAACAGGACUUCUACAACAACAAAUGUGUCUGGGAGGCUGUGGUCCAAGGCCACCUUUGCUGGUCUCCGGAACCAGAGGGAACACACAGCUCUCUUUAAAAUUGAAGGUGUUUAUGCUCGAGAUGAAACUGAAUUCUAUCUAGGAAAGAGAUGUGCUCAUGUGUACAAAGCAAAGAACACAGUGACUCCUGGUGGUAAACAAAACAAAACCAGAAUCAUCUGGGGAAAGGUAACUGGUGCGCAUGGAAACAGUGUGGUUCGUGCUACAUUCUGAAGCAACCUUCCUGCUAAGGCCAUUGGACACAGAACCCAUGUAACGCUGUACCCCUCGAGGACUUAAACUUAUCGAUAAAUAACAACCCUGACUGUGUGGCUCGGUUGGGGGUCCUCUGGCAAAGCAAAGGAUUCUGGGUUGGGGGACAUGGCUGAGUUGCAGGUUCAGUCCCUGGUCAAGAUGCAAAGGGGAGCCAACUAAUGAGUGUUUCUCUCACACGUCUAUAGUUCUCAUCUCCUUUUUCUCCCUCCCUCCCCUCUCAAAUAAGUAAAUAAAAUCUAUUUUAAAGAGUAAA
Phyllostomus discolor (pale spear-nosed bat) is the source of this 655-nucleotide messenger RNA. RefSeq names its product 60S ribosomal protein L35a-like. Gene Ontology annotation, molecular function: structural constituent of ribosome. Lineage: Eukaryota; Metazoa; Chordata; Mammalia; Chiroptera; Phyllostomidae. Gene Ontology annotation, biological process: cytoplasmic translation; ribosomal large subunit biogenesis. Gene Ontology annotation, cellular component: ribosome; cytosolic large ribosomal subunit. The record is from RefSeq and is a predicted model, not a curated record.